Scatophagus argus is the source of this 1188-nucleotide messenger RNA. RefSeq names its product troponin T2e, cardiac (gene tnnt2e). NCBI's taxonomy places the organism in Eukaryota, Metazoa, Chordata, Actinopteri, Scatophagidae. The transcript has 19 exons. Gene Ontology annotation, biological process: cardiac muscle contraction; sarcomere organization; regulation of muscle contraction. The coding region runs from base 156 to 1037 and encodes 293 amino acids. Gene Ontology annotation, cellular component: troponin complex. Gene Ontology annotation, molecular function: troponin C binding; tropomyosin binding; troponin I binding. The record is from RefSeq and is a predicted model, not a curated record.
ACUUUACACACUAUAGUCACAACUUGGAUUAAUUUGUUGAAAAAAAACCUUCAUCUUUUUACUGGUUGACCCGUACGAACUAAAGGAAUAUAAAUUAUCAAGGAAUCACAAAUAUUUGGAUUUUAUAACCGCUUUGAAGGUAAUUGGACUCCAAAAUGUCUGAGGAAGAAGUAGUAGUUGAGGAGAUGCUGGAGGAGGAGGCAGAAACCCAGCAAGAGGAAGAAGAAGCUGCACCGGAAGUUGAAGAGCCUCCUGCUGCAGAAGAUGAAGAAGAGUUUCCAGCUGCAGAUGAAGAUGACUCCAAGCCAAAGCCAAAGUCAUUUGCUCCACCUUUAACUGUACCAAAGAUACCAGACGGAGAGAAAGUCGACUUUGAUGACAUCCACAGGAAGCGACAGGAGAAGGAUCUGACUGAGCUGCAGUCUCUGAUUGAGGCCCAUUUCAUUCAGAGGAAGAAGGACGAGGAGGAGCUCAUCGCUCUCGUUAACAGGAUCGAGAAGCGUCGUGCUGAGAGGGCUGAACAGCAGAGGAUCCGUGCUGAGCAGGAGAAGGAGAGGCAGACUCGUCUUGCUGAGGAAAAGGAGAGGAAGGAGCAGGAGGAGGCACGAAAGAAGCAAGAUGAGGACGCCAAGAAGAAGAAGGCUCUGACUAACAUGACUCAGCAGUAUGGUGGCGUCCAACAGAGGCAAGAUGGAAAAAGAGGAGCAAAGAAGCAGACGGAGAGAGAGAAGAAAAGGAAGAUCCUGGCAGAGAGGAGGAAGCCUCUUAACAUUGACCAUCUCAGUGAGGACAAAGUGAAGGAAAAGGCAAAUGAGCUGUGGCAGUGGUUGAUGACACUGGAGGCUGAGAAGUUUGACCUCACCGAGACACUGAAGAGACAGAAAUAUGAUAUCAAUGUACUGCAGACCCGAAUCAAUGAGCAGCAGAAGUUAUUAAUCUGCUCUUGGCUCGCAUUCAGGACAGCCAGAGGAAGAACGCAAGACGCCUGUGUUAAAUCAGCUGCGCCAAGGGAAGAGGCAAGGCCAAAGGCAGGCUGAGAUAGACACAGACAUCAGCAGGAGUUCUUCAAGGAAGAUUCUGGAAAUGAGCAGCAGUAUUGACUUCCAAGACAUUAAUGUAUACGUAAACAAUAAUACAGUACUGCAACAGCUGAUUUUAGAGAAACAAUAAAAUGACUUAUGCUUUUGA